GCUUUGUGCUUGUGGGCGUGGCUUGAUCUGGCUGGGCGGAGCUGGCCGCCCGAGGCCCUCUCCAUUGUCAAAGGCAGUGGCGGCGAUCGGUCUUCAUUCACUUUUGCCGGCAUUAAAACCUUUUUUUCUCAUAUAUUUUUUUGCAAAGCUGACCCUAAUGAGAUUCUACAAAUGAAUGUGGAGGCCGACAUCGUUCCGUGUGCGGCGGCAGGGGGUGUGUGAUGAUGGCAUCUGGAGCGAAGCGUGGAAAAGGAAGGACGAGACAAACCUUGAAAUCUGUGCCAAUUUCAGAAACAGAGAAAUGCAAGUUUCCCCGUCUUACUAUUGCCAAGGAUGACAAGAUUAUGAAGAUUUCUCAUUCCCCAUAUGAAGACAAACUGAACUUAAAGGAAAAAAAGCGUAAAACAAUCAAAGGUUUGACUAUACUCAAGGGUUCACCAUCUUCCCUGGUGCAACCUACAUUGGGAAAAACAUAUAGAGUGGUGAAGUUGGAGCACGGUCCAUACAGAGAACACAUUGAAGGAGCGUGCCUGGAGCCCGUGUUAGAGCUGAAGAAUCCACCUGUUCAGGAGACUGAUUUCGACUCGGACUGGUCGAUGGCUGAAAAAGAGAACGAGAUCUCCCACGCGUCGGCCAGCAGUGGCGGCAACAGUGGUGAAGGGCGUACGUUUGCGCCCCAUGACGGGCUGGCUAACGACGUCGCGGAUGGGCACCUGUGGCCUGUGAUUGGUAGAGCGUGCCUGUCGGAUGUCACAGCUGAGAGAAGCAGAGCAUUGGAGCAAUAUAUAAUUGAAGAGAUAACUCAGGAACAUGAAGACAUGAUGCAGGUUCUCUCUGACUACCAGCUCAAACUAGAUGCAGCUUUAACCUUCUGGAAACGCAAUCCUGCUGACUUGGUCUCUUAUCUCUUUAGGGUACGUGACCUGAGCGUAGCUGCUAAUUGCAUCGGAAUCAUAACGAAAAGCCUGAAAGAGAACAGAGAACUACAGCCGCUGGGAGCCUGUGUGGAGCUGUUACCACUGAUUGACGCCCUGCUCAACAGCAGAUAUGAACACUACAACCUCACUGCCCUGGAGUGGCUCGAGGCUGUCCUUAAGCAGUGGAAGACAGUGCUGUCUGUAGAUACCAAUGGGAGGGACAACCAAGUGUAUUUUGAUGAAAGGAAUGCCUUGCACUUACGAGAGUGGCUGCACACGAUGACAGAACAAGUGGAUAAACUUGCUUCCUUACCUGGUGACACGGGCAAGGCAGCCAAGGAAAUAUUUACUUCUCUAAAAGAAGAGCUCUGAAACCGUAGACCACACUACUGAAGCUUCCUUUCCUCUGCUGUCUGGAUAUGGAAAUGCCUCCCUGAACACAUUGUCGGCGAAAUCACCGAUUCUAGUCUCCAGGCCUUCAAAUUCCGAGCACAUGGACAUCUCCUAGCUUCACCACACGCCUUGUCGGAGUGAGUCUUUGAGCUGCAGUGGACCAAUGAUUAUGCCGAUUAGUUGCAUUAACGUCUGAUAUGGCUGUUGUUCACAAUUGCGUAAAAGAAAAAAAAAAUAUGGUGUAAUGUGGCAUAUCCAACUCGCUGGAAACUGAGGUACAGGUGGAUAUGUGAAAAGGUCAGAUAUGUGAACCUCUAGAAAUGACAGGUCAUCACAAUUGUUCUGGAUAAAAAAUAAAUAACUUAUUUCGAUGUAAGGAAUGCUCUAUGCUACUCUAGAAGUAAGCAAAUGUACAUGAGAUUUAAUAAUUCAUCGCUUCAUGUGAAAGGUAGGUGUUGUGAACAUCUUUAGAACAUUACUUUUAAACCAAGUACAGUACAUCUCAUUCAAUAGCCUUUUCCUUGGACAACGGAAAACUGCAUUUUCCUUGUGGAAGAGACCCCAUGUCGCCCUCUAUUGGAAACUUUGGGCCUUGUAAGUCAACAUUGUUAUAGUGACAAUCCAUGCUUGGCACCGAUUGGGAAAGUUGGCUGUCAGCGGUUGUUUGCAACGUUAAACCCAGGCAUUAUUUUCCAAACAUUUUGGGUUGUCACUCUCUAAACAUAACAAGAGUUAAAAGUCGGAAUUCUGUCCUAUUCCUGCACCAUAACCUGCAACCAGCAUUAAGUGUGCCAGCAUUUGGCAAGUGGAGGUGGCUAAAUUAUAUGGCAACAGUAAGUUGUGAGCAUGGCCGUCACUAUCUGCUAAACACAAACUCUAUAACAUUUUCUUUUGCACUUAUUUGGUCCAAAUGCCAGAGCAGAAUUAACAGUUGGUUUAGGUGCCAUGUGACAAACAUUCUGCCAGGUUGGGUGGAUGUAUGGCCCUUUGUUUUAUUUAGGAUAUAACUAUCGAUGAAGAAUACUUCGUGAUAUUUCUUUCUGCAGAGGAUGCUGUUGUGAUGCAAUGGACUUGUGAUUUAGAGGUUGCUGGUUCGAUUCAAUCUCCUCGUGUGGCAUUUGAACGCACGAGCAAGUUCUCUUAAAUCCGCCCCCACCUCAGUCCCCACACAGCACAAUGUAAGUGGAUACACCAGUUUGUCGACCAGAAAUAUGCGUGUGGUGGGGUAAUAAUGUGGGUACCUUUUCCCCAAAAAAAUAUAUGGCUAGUGUGGAUGUGCCAAACACCCUCUGGAGCGCCCUCAAAUGGAGGCCUUUCUACCAGGAGUGGCGCAAGCAAGGACAAAAAGUGCUGCACGUUUCCCUUCCACUGGCUAUUCUUGGACAUGGGAUGGGGAUCUGGUAUGCAAGUUAAGAAUGGAUUCUAUGUCUCGUCGUAAACACCCAUAGCACAGUUGGAAGAAAAUGUCUUCUACUUUCCUGUCCAAAGGAUUUUUUUUUAGGGUGGGGGGGGGAGGAUCUGAUAUCUAUUGUACACCCCUCUACUUGACAUCUGUAGAAAAUAGCUUUAUAGUUCAUUGGAUUCCUCCAGUAUACAGAGUGCUCCAAAUCUGAAAAGUUGGGGCAAUAGCUCCACCCCCCACCUCCCCUGUGACUCAACCUGUAUCAACAUUUAUGUAUUUUACAACAAUUGGACUUUGAAGUGAUCUCGGAAGAAACGAAUGUACUCUGUUAAUGUAAUCGUAAAAUGCUUUGCCAGCAGUAUCGCUGGCUGGGUGUGUGAUAUCCCCAGGGUUGUGCUUGAAUGGCUUCGAAUGCAGGGUUAUUUGAAACACGCUGAAAUACAGUGCAUUCCAGUGGUUGAUAUAAUUCGGACACACCUAGCAGCAGCUGAUGAAUAAGUACUGCGAUUCAUUGAGAUAUUUGGUAAUGACCAAUAAACAUGUUUUUUAUUUUAAAUAAUUGUCAGAGGCUUUAUUGGUCUCCCAUAUGCAAAGAUCACAUCAAGCAUUAUAUGAGAAAAAAAAAAAACCCUUUCAAAUGGCAAGGUGACAUUUACAACGUGUGUGUCAAGGUUAUUAGCCUGUGGAGGCUUUUCCAUUCAAUGGGAAAAAAAA
This is a messenger RNA of Petromyzon marinus (sea lamprey), 3426 nucleotides long. It is a transcript of the gene KATNBL1, whose product is annotated as katanin regulatory subunit B1 like 1. Lineage: Eukaryota; Metazoa; Chordata; Hyperoartia; Petromyzontiformes; Petromyzontidae. Gene Ontology annotation, molecular function: microtubule binding. The record is from RefSeq and is a predicted model, not a curated record. Gene Ontology annotation, cellular component: nucleolus.